Molecule: messenger RNA, 3205 nt
Organism: Tachyglossus aculeatus (Australian echidna)
Lineage: Eukaryota; Metazoa; Chordata; Mammalia; Monotremata; Tachyglossidae
Gene: GLDN
Product: gliomedin
Exons: 10
Coding region: 67-1365 (432 amino acids)
Biological process (GO): signal transduction
Cellular component (GO): cell surface
Source: RefSeq, a predicted model, not a curated record
CCCUUGGGCGCGGCCCGGAGCAGGCGCAGCCCCCACGGACCCAUCCGCGCCGAGAACCAGGACGUGAUGAUGCUGAUGACCUACUCCGUGGUACCGGUCCGCGUGAUGGUGGAUUUGUGUAACAGCACGAAAGGGAUCUGCCUGACUGGCCCCCCUGGACUCCCAGGGCCUCCAGGCGCAGACGGGCCCCCUGGACAGAUCGGGAUGGAAGGAGAGCGCGGUGCUCCAGGCAAGAGGGGCAAAAUAGGGCCGGCCGGGGCCAGGGGAGAGCCCGGGGAGAAAGGCGAGAAGGGAGACCCCGGGGAGCUGGGGUCGACAGGCCCCGCCGGCCCCCGCGGCCAGAAAGGAGACAGAGGAGAGAAAGGGGACCCCGGGGACGUCUCCAACGACGUGCCCACGGCAGGUGCCAAAGGUGAACCGGGACCCCCCGGCCCUCCCGGUCCUCAGGGCCCCCCCGGACUCCCUGGUGGACGACGGUCUAAGGCGCGGUCUCUGCCCAGCGAGUUCAGCAGCCAGUGCUCAGGUGAGGCGUGUGCGGUGCCUAACGACGACACUCUGGAGGGGAAGGAAGAAGAGAAGAAAGCUGGGGACUCCCUCCUCCCGCGGGCAGGGCGUGUGGUCCGCGCCGUCGGAAGCCCGACUCUCAUGGGCAGGAUUGAGCACACGUUUGGGGCCUGGAUGGCGGAGCCAGGGAACAGGAGCGAUGAGCGGAUCUGGGUGACGGAACAUUUCUCAGGCCUCAUCGUCCAAGAGUUCCAGGAUCUGGCUGCAUUGGCCAAUGGCAGCUCCCGGCCCGUCCGGCUGCGCUGGCACUUCCAGGGCUGUGGUCACACCGUGGCAGGUGGCUUCCUCUACUACCACAAAGGCGGCUCCAACUCCAUCGUCAAAUUUGGCCUGGAUAGCGGCUCGCUGGCCACACUCCGGAUGGACCACGCCCUACACUUCGAUCGCAAGUACCUCUUUGUGAACUCCAAGACCUACUUCCGCCUGGCCGUCGACGAGCAGGGCCUUUGGGUCAUCUAUGCCUCCAGUACGGACGCAUCCAGCAUCCUUGUCGCCCGCUUGGACGAGGCCACUUUCUCUGUGCUGCGGCACAUAAAUACCGCCUACCCCCGGGCCAAAGCGGGGAAUGCGUUUGUCGCCCGCGGCAUCCUCUAUGUUACGGACACCAAGGACACCAGGGUCACGUUCGCCUUCGACCUGCUGGAGGAGAGGCAGGUCGAUGCCAGCUUCCAACUGCGGGCGUCUCCGUUGGAGCUGGCCAUGCUGACCUACAGCCCGAGGGAGCAGGGCCUGCUGGCCUGGGAGGGCGGGAACCUCACGCUCUAUCCUGUCCACUUUCUGGCCGAUGGUCUGGUCACAUGAAGCCCUGCGGGCCCAGCCCCUGGGAGGCUCACGGGUUCCCUUUGACCAAAGGCCAGUUCUGACCCAGUCUGACUCCAGAGCUGUAGGAGCUGACUGCAGUCCUGGCCAGUGACUUCCCUGUCCAACUUCCUCUCCCCACUCCUCCAAAAUCGGAAUCCCUUUUGGCACAAACCCAUUCCUUAGAACGGAGCCCCUUCUGACACUUGCUCCCCAGCUCGAAACCUCUCCUGUUUUCUCUCCUGCAGAGCACAUCUAUCAAUGAAGGAACAAAACAGGUCACAACAGUGUCCUGUACCUGAUUCUCCAAUGUGCAGUAGGACCAAAUCCACACUAGCAAAUUAUCUGGAUUAUUGAGGUCAAAAAGGCACUCCGGCUUCAGUUGCCCAGGGAAAUAACGGCUUUUCGGGCACCCAAUUACCUGGAUCCUUUGCUGCAGUGGCCUUGGCCCUUUCUCACCUCCAGGCCACACUAACUCUUUCAGGCCUGGAGGUCACUAAGCACACCAAUUGACCUACAUUUUUUCUGUGCUGAUAACUAAGACUUGCAGAGAAUCUGGCCUCUGAGAAAGAUGGCAGCAAACGUGGCUCCUAGUGGGCCUUGGACUAUACUGAAUUUAGAACCAGUAUAGUAUGCUCUGUCACCCUGCGGUCCCAGAAAAGGCCUUCUGUAAUCCACAGCCACCAUGGCCCUCUGUCCACCCAAGGCUCCACUGUGGUUUGUUAAAUCUCUCCAAGGACCCAGUUGUGCUGCCUGGUUCCUUUCUGUUUUGUACUGGUGGUCUGGCGGUGCCAACAGGAGGGGGACAUGCAAGGCCUGAGGGUGAGGGGAAUGUAUGACCACAGGAACCCACAGCCAGGAGGGCCACUGCGAGAGGCUAAAUACCUCCCCGCCAAAACUAGUUCUUGAAGCAGUCUUCUCCCCGCACCCCCAAAACCCUCUCCAUUGGGCCCACAGCACACUUGUUCUCAACGAAUUUUUCCCAGUAUCCCCCACUCCAUGGCCUGGGCUGGCUCCCUGAACCCACCCCAGUUGGACCUGGGCCAAGCCUCCACAUGGGCCACACAUCUGUCUCCUUCCCCAUACUCUCUUGCUCAAGUAUCUGCUAAGCAGGCCGUGCCUCCAACCUGGAAUUCACCUGUGCCUCCUCUUCCUCCAUCUGCCUGAAGCCUUUCCCAGAUGAGAGCCCUGAACCUGCCCACCCUCUUCCUUCCAGCUCUCCCCAAAGAUUUUCCAUCAUCAGGGAUGCCCCCCUUCUCAACUCCUGCCCCCCUACCCCCGGAAUGACUCAUGGAAGCCUCCAGAGGAUAUGCUGUUCUGUCCCACUCUCUCUGGGCUACUUAGGAAUGGCUCUACCCUGCAUGAUAGUGGCAGGGAAUGGGCUUCAGGGCCCAGUUGAGCCAGGGGGCAGAGGAGAAGCUGGGUCAGUCCCCAACGCAGCCCUACACCCCCUCUUCUGCUUUCUUGCCAAUGGCGGGGAUGCAGUGGGAGGAUAGGAGGGCAGGGAAAUGGUGAGGCUAGUUUGUCUUUAGACUGGGGCUCCUUGUGAGCAGGAAUCGUGUCUACCAACUCACUGUAUUGUAGUUUCCCAAGAGUUCAGUAAAUACCAUUGAUGGAUUGAGGAAGAAGGUGGCGGGAAUAGGCUGAGGGUGUGAAGAGCUGUAAGACUGGAUUUUAGUUUGAAAUAAGGCAAAAGUUGGGGUAGCAGGGCAAGUGGGGGUGGGUUCUCUGAUAAGAGGAUUCAAGGGUCUUCGUAUCCCCUGACAUCCACUCUCGAGCAAGUAGAUUUUUGCAGCCCCUGUAGACUGUAAGCUUGUAAGCUUCUUGUGGGCAAGAAUCACGU